This is a messenger RNA of Naegleria gruberi, 1233 nucleotides long. RefSeq lists its product as uncharacterized. Bases 1 to 1233 code for a protein of 410 amino acids. NCBI's taxonomy places the organism in Eukaryota, Heterolobosea, Eutetramitea, Acrasida, Naegleriidae. The transcript has a single exon. The record is from RefSeq and is a predicted model, not a curated record.
AUGCAGUCCAUUGCAACCUUUCCAUUGAUUGAUAUUGUUUACUCACUGUUGGAAACUGCUAACACUUUGCAAUCAAAUUCUUCUUCAUCAAAUUCAAAUGGAACAAUAGACUCAAAUUAUGUCUUUCCGAACAAUAACACAUCUCUUGCCACCUAUUCUACGGGACAAAAUGUAAUGACACUGAUCGUGGAUGGUGUUUCUCUUCCUACCUUCUCCAUUCUCUUGGCAUUCAAGAUUAUCAGCUAUUUGGUUCAGUGGGUAAAGAAUGUGAAAAACAAAAGAUUGUUCCAAGCUGUUGCUAUUGGAUUAGCAGCUCUUCAACUAUUCGGUUCAACAACUGGUAUUGCAUCUGCAACAUCUAAUUUAGCACAAAAGAAUCAGGCAGUUGGAAAGACACUCCAAAUGCUCAACUAUGAAUGUAUUGUUCUGAGUGCAAGUUUAUUCUUCCUCUCUCAAUGUGUCAUUUCGAUUAAAUUGCACGAAUUAUACUACAAUCCAAAGAGAUACUGGAUGCAAGGAAAGGAAGGUGAGCAAAAGGCUACGCAAUCCAAAUUGGUCAAGUAUUAUACAUGGUUCGCAACUGGAUGUGAAAUUUUCAUGAUGUGUUUGCUGGUUCCAGCAAUUAUCAUUUGUUUGAGUGUUCCAUUCUCUUCCUCAGUUGAUGCUGAGAGAGCUUAUCAAGCCUCGUAUGGUAUUUUCUAUGCAUCCAUUGCUGUGGCUGGAGUCACAUUAAUUCUUUCAUUCAUUACUGGAAUAGUCAACUUGAUCUUGUCAAAUAGAUUGAGAAAUGAAUUGCUCAAUUCACAUUAUGGAAAAAUUACAAAGAAAAGAAAGACAGCUGCCAAGUAUAUUCCUGUUGUCAUUGUGGUUCAAACAGUGUUGGCUCAACUCAUUGUGAUCAUGUUAAUUCUAGCCUCAGUUUCCAUUUUUGUGGACUCAUUCCUCUUCAUUGCUGCUUAUACAGUUCAGAGAGCUGUAAUUUUUGGUUUUACAGCAGCAUUGAAAUAUAUUUACAAACCACUAGAACAAAUGGAAGACAAGUUGGGAGAUGAUAUUAAUCAUGAGAAGGAACCAGGUUGUUUUGGUAAAUUAUUGAUGAAAAUUGGUAACUUCCUAUCUUGUUGCGGAUCAAUGAAGAGUUGUUUCGAUGAGAAACCAGAUGAAGGAGAUGAUGAACAAGUUGAAACAAAAGGAUCUUCCAAGAAAAAGGAUGAAGAAUUGAAAAAUGUCUAA